AUGAAUGGAUGUAUAGAGACCAACAGGAAAGAGUUGAGUCCAGUGGACUCUUGGAAGAUGAUGAGCCUGGUUCAGAUCUCCUCCAUGCUGCUGUGUUACCUCUGUCUGUCUCAGGGGAAGAUUUCAGAAUAUCAACUGGAGUCUGAGACCCUGAGUCAGUGUGAGUCUCUACGUGGUGGUAGUUCUGCCCGGCAACAAGACCAUGUCCCCCAGUGCUCAGAGGACGGGCGAUUCAGACACGUCCAGUGCAGCGGUGCUGGUGGUGAGUGCUGGUGUGUGAACGCAGAGGGAGCUGAGAUCUCUGGAUCCAGACAGAACGGAUCAGCUGUGUACUGUCUGACGUCCUGCCAGCUCCACAGACAGCAGGCCCUGCUGAGUGGCGAUGCCCCCCUGGUGCCCCAGUGCCAGGCCUCUGGGGAGUACCAGGCGGUGCAGUGUGACAGCGCCCGGGGACAGUGCUGGUGUGUAGACCUGGAAGGCAUGGAGCUCUACGGGACCCGGCAGAACGGAAAGCCUUCUCAGUGCCCAGGCAGCUGUGAGGUGAGGUCGAGGCGUCUCCUCCACGGCGUCGGGGAGCGCUCCCCCCCUCAGUGCUCGGCCGAUGGCUCCUUCCUGUCCGUGCAGUGCAAGUUUGUCAACACCACUGACAGGAUGGUCUUGGACCUUCUGCACACGUUCAACAGGUUCCCUAAAGUAUUCCAGACGUUCAGCAGCUUCAGACAGAUGUUCCCAGAGGUGUCCAGUUACUGUUUCUGUGCUGACAGCAGAGGCAGGGAGCUCCCCAGCACAGGUGUGGAGCUGCUGCUAGAUGAGGUGUACGACACAGCCUUCUCCGGUCUGGAACCAGGCCGCUCCUUCUCCCAGACCAACAUGUACCGUAUCCUACAGAGGAGGUUCCUGGGCAUCCGGCUGGCGAUGACUGGCAGGUUCAGAUGCCCCAGCCCUUGUGAGAGCGAGCGAUCCGCUGGUGCCCAAGCUGGCAAUGUGUUUGUGGCGUCCUGUGCUUCCGACGGGGGUUACGUGCCAACCCAGUGCCAGGCGGGUGGGCAGUGCUGGUGUGUCGACCCCACAGGGAAGGAGAUCUUUGGGACACGACAACAUGGAGGACACCCUGACUGUGGUGCUGGAGUGAAGGACUGUACCUCUGAGCGUCGCCAGGCCCUCUCCAGACUCCUCUCCAGCCCCUCAGGUCAGGUGCCAUCAGCCAAGGACUCACAGACACACCCAGUCCCAAGUCCCCUGUCUCCAUGCAGCCCCCAACUCCAACAGCUCCUGCUGGGGACUCUAGGAGAGUCCCUUUCCGAGCGAUCCGAUUUAGGAGCCAUCCUGGCUGAGACGAUCCAGGGGAUGUUCCCUAGCGGGGCCAUGGCCCUCAAGGCCCUAUCUCUAGCCUCCAACCCCAAGAGACUCCAGGAGAACCUGUUCGGAGGAAAGUUCUUAGGAAACGCUGGGAUGUUUAACUUCACUGGGGCCGUCGGUGUCAGUGGCACGUUGAGUUUCAGUCAAGCCAGUCUGGCAAACAACCAAGAUCUGGUUCAACUCAUCAGCGCCACCCUGGAAAACGGAGACUUCCUCUCCACCCUACGCCAAACCAUCCUCUUAUCCAAAGCCGAGGACAGCACCCAGCUCGGUGAGCUGUUCAGGGUCCUGUUUGAGAGCGCCCAGUCCGGUGGUGCUGGUUGUGAGAGGGAGCCCUCUGCCCUGUACGUGCCCAGCUGUGAUGACAGCGGCCAGUAUCAGGAGAUCCAGUGCCAAGGCUCAGAGUGUUGGUGUGCUGACCCCCAGGGUCAGGAGGUCACAGGGUCACGUUUCAAUGGUCAAAGGCCAAGGUGUCCGUCACGAUGCGAGAGGGAGCGAGCGGCUGCUCAGAAGGUGAAGUCAGGCCAGGCUGCUGGGGUAGAGGUGUUCAUGCCGAAGUGUGCGGAGGACGGGAGCUACGUGGCCUUGCAGUGUCUGGGAAAGAGUUGCUUCUGUCUGGACCUCCUGGGAGAGAGACACGCCACUACCCCUUCAGGACACACUGUUCAGUGUCCUCCCCCCCUCUCUCCCCUUCCCUCCCCAGGGUCAGCUCCACGCUCCUGUUCCCUGGCGAUGGCUGAGGUGGACCAAUUCCAGGAGGAGGCUGAGCGUCUGGUCCUCCUCUCCAACAGCUCCCACAUCCCUCUGGGCUACAGCUACCUGCUGGCUGAAGGUCUCCGUCUGACCUCUGACGAGCUACUCCACGCCCUCUCCUCCGACCAGACCACGCUGCUCUCUGAUAGGCUGCUGAGCCACUCACACUCUGCUCUACGACUUGCUGCCCACUCCACUCUGCGGUUCUAUUGGCAGAGCCAGCAGGCAGCAUCUGUGGAGGAGAGACAGUCUCUACUGCUGGGCUACCAGCCCUACAGGCCCCAGUGUGAUGCCCACAGACAGUGGCUGCCCACCCAGUGCCACCCCAGCACAGGUCAGUGUUGGUGUGUGGAUGAGGAAGGAGGAUACAUCCCAGCUUCCCUGACCAGUCGCUCCCUGCAGAGACCACAGUGCCAGACCCGGUGUCAGAGAGGUUAUGCUCAGGCUCUGCUCUCUGAUUGGACACAGUCCUCCUACGACCCAACUUGUGAAGUGAGUGGCCAGUUCUCUGUGCUCCAGAAGGAGUCUUCAGGUGGAGGUGGAGCCUGGUGUGUUAGUCCUGUUUCUGGGGAAACCAUCCAGCCUGCUACCCUGAGUCCCAGUGGAGACCUCACAUGUCCUAGCUGGUGUCAGUUGUUGACAGACAGAGGUCAGUCUGUGGUGGGUUAUGAACCAGAGUGUCAGGUGAAUGGAAGACUGUUCUCCCCACUGCAGUGUGACCAGACAGACUGCUGGUGUGUGUCUCAGACAGAUGGACAGGAGCUGCCUGGAACCAGGAAGCCACGUGGCACCGGAAAGACGCCUGCCUGUGACAGUCCCCAGUGUCCCUCUCCUUUCUCUGACAUCACCGUUACCUACGGUGACGUGGUCUGUCGCUCUGACGUGAUUGGUGGCCAGCAGAACUGUGACCUCAUCUGUCACCUGGGUUACGAAAGCACACUUCCUGUAAACAUGCAGUUACUGUGUGACGUGGAGACCAGAGCCUGGGUGACAGAGGCCCCACUUCCUCAAGCCUGCCAGAGACUUCAGGUGCUGCAGACCGUCCAGACCUCUGUGGUGCUCCAGCUCACCCUGCGUCCAGACCAGGGACCCUGCAGCUCCUCCCUCCACUCCAGCCUGCAGACCUCUCUACUCCACGACAUGAGGGCCCAGGGUCUCUGCAGCCUGCAGCUGACGUCCGUCUCUGUGUCAGUGUGUGAUGAGUCGUCCGUCUCUGUAGAGUGUGUGAGUGAGGAAAGCGUCAGUGUUCAGGUCAGCUGGAGGGCUCUUCUCUCAGACCUUCCUGUCUCUGUUCUGCCUGACCUGCAUGACGUCGAUGUAGCGCUCAGUGAGGACAGGCUGUUGGAUGGGCUGCUAGGCCUGAUGGGUAGUGACCCCUACCGCUCCCUCUUGACCUCUGAACCCAGAGUCCUCUCUACCUCAGCACCCAACUUUGGCUGUUCCCAUGGCUACCAGCGUGUUGGAACAGGAUGCGUGGUGUGUCCUGCGGGUAUGUUUUCCAGUGGAGGUGUGUGUUCUCCCUGUCCUCAGGGCUCCUACCAAGACCAGGAGGGGUCAGACUUCUGUACCAUGUGUCCUUCAGGCACGUCCACUAACGGAGCUUCAGCUGCCACACACUGUUUGACAGAGUGCCAGCGCAGUGGCCUGAGGUGUUCAGAGGCAGGGGACUUCCUGUCGGCCCAGCAGGACAUCCAGACCAGGAGGUGGCGCUGUGUCACAUCCAGCGGAGAACAGCUGGAGUGGACAACCACUAGCCAGCCUCUGUCUGAGGGAGAAUGUUCAGUUCUGCAGAGGUUUGAGACAGUUCCCAGAUCAGCGUUCUCUCUAGCAGCAGAAGACUAUGUCGUCCUCAGCUCAGAGACGUCAAACACGACCACGGAGAAACAACUCAGGACGUGUGUGUCAGCUUGUGCCCAGGUCCAGACUUGUCUUUACGUCGUCCUUUACGCUGAAGAAGGACAGAGUCACUGUGAACUCUACAGCACCGACGCUGCUAACAUCCAAUGCCAAACCUCUGAGCAAACCAAAGGGUUCCUGGGAAAUGCAGGUGCUGAUAUGUUCCAGAACCUGAGCUGUUCUCUGAAGGUGAACGGGGCUGACAGACAGAACGUCACGGCCAUCAGGAAGAAAGGUCAUGACUUCACCACUAAGGCCCAGAAGACCUUUGACAGGUUCAGUUUCCGUAAGGCCAGUUCUGGUGUGUCUACCGUGGUGUUUGCAGCUGAAGGAACCACUCUGACCGACGUCCAUCGUUUCUGUCAGGACGAGUGUACCCAGAACACCUGCUGUGACGGCUUCACAGCAUCCAGAACCUCAUUGUGUACCAUUAUGUGUGGUCUGCUGAGCUACCCAGACAUGUUGCUAUGCAGUGAGGCAGACUGGGACAUGUCUGGCCUGGCCAAGGCGAACAGGAUCUGUGGGGCUGGAGUCACCUACAAUAAACUGCAGAAACAGUUCAUCUUUAACUUUGGAGGACAAGACUUCACCAUCACUGAUACAGCUCUGCCAACAUCAAGCAAGAACAAAACUGACUACCAGGCCACCAUUAUUGGGUUCCAAGGCAUUUACCUCUGGAAAGAGUCUGACAUGACCACUCGUCCCAAGACCUCCCCAGCCUGUAGCAGUGUCCUCCCACCACAAGCCCCCAGAGUCGUUCUGUCGGAUGCAGUGAAGGAGACGUUUGUGGCCCUGGACAGCAGUGCUGUUGUUGUGGACUCUGAACGGGACAUCCCCAGCCUCCAAUACUGGAUCUUUAAACAUCAGUUCUCUGCACAGGAGGCUCAGCUGUGGUGUCUGAAACGCUGUGAGGAGGAGGAGCUGUGCCACUUGGCUGAUGUGAGAGAUGAGAGCUCAGUGUACUUUACCUGCGCCCUGUACCCAGACACCCAGGUGUGUGGGGCCUACGACAAACCCCUGAGACAGGCCUGCAACCCUGUGCUCCCCCAGCAACCCCACACCGCUCACACCAAGAAGAGUGAGUCUUUAACUCCAGCACCCCCACACCUCACACACCAAGAAGGCAACCCCACACCUCACACACCAAGAAGGGUGAGUUUUAACUCCAGCAACCCCACACCGCUCACACCAAGAAGG
Oncorhynchus keta (chum salmon) is the source of this 5205-nucleotide messenger RNA. It is a transcript of the gene tg, whose product is annotated as thyroglobulin. The record is from RefSeq and is a predicted model, not a curated record. NCBI's taxonomy places the organism in Eukaryota, Metazoa, Chordata, Actinopteri, Salmoniformes, Salmonidae. Gene Ontology annotation, biological process: thyroid hormone generation.